AUGGAGAUGGUUGGUGUCGAGGUUAACUAUCGCGCCAUGACCGCUGAUCUACCCAGCGCUCUUGGCACAUCGGCCGAAAAUUUGCGGAAAGCCUCGACUGAACCUGUUCGGGUCUUGGACUUACGUUCUGGAUGCAAUAAGUUUGCCCCUAUUUACGAUUUUGACUCGCUUUUCCAGGUUAUAGAAGCCAUACCACGAACUAGUUGUGACGGUUUGCUGGAAAUUUGCAAAGGCCCUGAACGGAAAGGGCGUCUUACUGCCUCCAUGUCUUAUAUUCAUCGCACUAUCAAAGAUUAUCUCGAGCAGCCAUCCAUCUAG
Messenger RNA from Venustampulla echinocandica, 318 nucleotides. RefSeq lists its product as uncharacterized. The transcript has a single exon. The record is from RefSeq and is a predicted model, not a curated record. Lineage: Eukaryota; Fungi; Ascomycota; Leotiomycetes; Helotiales; Pleuroascaceae. Bases 1 to 318 code for a protein of 105 amino acids.